Messenger RNA from Penicillium antarcticum, 1335 nucleotides. RefSeq names its product male sterility protein-domain-containing protein. The coding region runs from base 1 to 1335 and encodes 444 amino acids. The record is from RefSeq and is a predicted model, not a curated record. The transcript has 2 exons. Gene Ontology annotation, molecular function: alcohol-forming very long-chain fatty acyl-CoA reductase (NADP+) activity. Gene Ontology annotation, biological process: long-chain fatty-acyl-CoA metabolic process. Gene Ontology annotation, cellular component: peroxisome. NCBI's taxonomy places the organism in Eukaryota, Fungi, Ascomycota, Eurotiomycetes, Eurotiales, Aspergillaceae.
AUGUGGGAAUACUACGAAGGAAAAGUCAUCCUUAUUACCGGAGGCUCCGGUUUCCUAGGCACAACUCUGGUCUACAGAAUUUUGCAAAAGGCCCCCUGUUCCCAUAUCUUCUUGCUCUAUAGAAGAAAUCUCUCGAACCUUCGUGAAGUAUGGAAUCAAUGGCUACCGGAAGAGAUCGUUCUCAAAAUGCUAGAUCCAAAAAGAGUCACCAUAUUAGAUGGUGAUAUUACAAAGCCCGAGUGUGGAUUGCUUGUGAGCAAUAUCAACAUGUUAAGGGAUAAAGUCAACAUCGUCGUGCAUUGUGCUUCUUCCAUCAACCUGGUACAUCCGUUGGGGAGAAUUUCUCAGAACAUCAUUGGUGCGACUGAGUGGUUGGCCAAUUUCGCACUGCAGCUCACAAACCUAGAGCGCUUUGUCUAUGUCUCAACCGCAUAUACCAAUACUCACCUCUUCCAUGCGACACCCGAAGGGGAUGUUCGAGUGAAAGAACAAAUUUACCAGCUUUCCGCUACGCCAAAUGUGCAGCUGGAAUGGAGCGAGGUGCAGAAGAAGGGUUCAAGUGUUGAAUAUCAAUCGAACAAUUUUCCAUGGGCGUAUGCAUACGCAAAACAAUUGACUGAGCGGCUACUCUACGAUAUAUUUUCUUGCACCGGAAGUUCGCAUAAGCUUCUCAUUCUGCGACCGUCUAUUAUUGGCCCUGCGCAGAAGUACCCGUAUCCUGGGUUCAGCUUCCCGCUUUCCACCCCUAUGACAAUAUUCACUGCAGCAACCGCAUUGUGGCCGACCUUAUGGGCACGAAUUUCCACCCGGUACGAAAGACCCGAGACAGAGGCGACAAAUGAUGAAGUGCCAGUGGAUGUAGUCGUCGACCGUCUCCUAACCCACUUAGCUUUUGGGACAACCGGUCCUGUUCAUGCUGUCAGCGGGGGUCAUGCUCGCCGUAAGCUUCAUGACGUGUGGACUGAGGUAUGCCAGUUUCGACGAUGGCCAUGGGUUCCCCGCGUUGAAUGGUUGGCGGAUGAUUGGCAUUCUGACAAACAACAUUUUGUUGUGCGUCAAUAUGUGAUUUUGGGAACUUCGUUCUUGUUCUCUGACGACAAAACGACAACUUUGAGAGACAAUUCAAUUGAUAGAGACCUGCAAGGGCUUGAGCUUUUCACUCUCUCUGAGCGCCCGUCGCCUGAUAGCUCCCUCAAAAAGCACCAAAUAUGGCACUGCAUGGAGCGGAUUGGAAGAAGAAAUCUCAUGGCUCGGUGGAUGACGGUAUUGUUGUAUCGGUCAUAUAGGCUCAAGGAUCUCAAGAGGGAUAUCGUGAGAAGAUGUACUUGUUCUUAA